Messenger RNA from Coffea arabica (coffee), 1507 nucleotides. Its product is annotated as 7-deoxyloganetin glucosyltransferase-like. Lineage: Eukaryota; Viridiplantae; Streptophyta; Magnoliopsida; Gentianales; Rubiaceae. The record is from RefSeq and is a predicted model, not a curated record. Gene Ontology annotation, molecular function: quercetin 7-O-glucosyltransferase activity; quercetin 3-O-glucosyltransferase activity.
AUGACAUUCCUAACAUUGGGGGUGAGCCAGAUAACGUGCAAAGGUAGGAUAAACAAUAACAUACAAUCAGUUUUGACUGGUAGAGAGGUUCAAAGCGGUCCCAAGUCUCUUGAUGGCUUUUCAGAUUUUCAGUUCAAAGCUAUCCCAGAUGGCAUCUCAACUUCAACUGAUGAUAAUAAUGCAACACAAGACAUUCCAUCACUAUGUGAUUCGACUCGAAACCAUUGCUUUGGCCCUCUUCGGGAACUAAUAAAGAGACUCAAUGAUGCACCAGAAUCUUUGAAUGUUCCUCCUGUAACAUGUAUAAUUUCUGACGCAAUCAUGUCCUUUGCUCUUGAAGCUGCUGGGGAAAUUGGGGUCCCUGGUGUUCUUUUUCGGACUGCUAAUGCCUGCAGCUUGAUGUGCUAUAAACAUGUUGAACAUCUUGUGAAAAAGGGACUCGUGCCUCUUAAAGAUGCAAGCUAUCUGACAAACGGAUAUUUAGACACCAAAAUGGAUUGGCUUCCAGGAAUGCCUGAGAUACGUCUAAGAGACUUCCCCAGCUUUAUUCGAACAACAGAUCCAGACAACAUAAUGCUAAACUUCGCCAUAACUGAAUCUGCGAGAGCUUCCCAAGCAUCGGCAUUGAUGAUCAAUACAUUUGACUCCCUUGAGUUCGAUGUUCUAAAUUCUCUUUCGAGCAUGUGUCCUCCCAUAUACGCCAUUGGCCCUCUUCAGCUUUUGUUCAAUCAGCUUCCACAAGAUAGUCAUCAAUCUAUUGGAUCCAACUUAUGGAAAGAAGACGCAGAGUGCAUUCAAUGGUUGAACACAAAGGAAGCAAAUUCAGUGCUCUAUGUAAACUUUGGCAGCAUAGCUGUGCUGACGCCAGAACAACUGGUGGAGUUCGCUUGGGGACUAGCUAACAGUAACAAAAGUUUCCUGUGGAUAUUAAGACCCGACCUUGUUGUGGGCGAUUCUGCAAUUUUGCCACCUGAAUUUGUUGAAGAAACUAAAGAAAGAGGUAUGAUUACAGGGUGGUGCGCUCAAGAGCAAGUGCUCAAACAUUCCUCAACCGGAGGAUUCUUGACACAUAGUGGAUGGAACUCAAUUUUGGAAAGCUUGUGCUGUGGUGUGCCCGUGAUUUGUUGGCCAUUUUUUGCUGAUCAACUUACCAAUUGUAGGUAUGCAUGUCAAGAAUGGGGCAUCGGGAUGGAGAUUGAUACAAAUGUGAAAAGAAAUGAAGUGGAAAAAAUCGUGAGAGAAUUGAUCGAAGGAGAUAAAGGAAGAGAGAUGAAGAGAAAAGCUACGGACUGGAAGCUGAAGGCAGAAGAAGCAACUGGCCUUGAUGGUUCAUCAUACUUGAAUUUUAAUAGACUUGUGAAGGAAGUUAUACUAUCAAAAGCUAAAUUAGAAAAGGGCGUCAUUUGAAAAGUGAGAACUGAAUUAUGCAGUCACAAGUUAAAGAGUUGUACGUAGGCCACAAGGAUUUUGAGCUAUACAUUACUUGGCCUUCGAACAAAAAUCUUGU